Triticum aestivum (bread wheat) is the source of this 818-nucleotide messenger RNA. RefSeq names its product nucleolin. The record is from RefSeq and is a predicted model, not a curated record. The transcript has 4 exons. The coding region runs from base 118 to 609 and encodes 163 amino acids. Lineage: Eukaryota; Viridiplantae; Streptophyta; Magnoliopsida; Poales; Poaceae.
UUGGAGUUUGAGUAAUAAAACUUGCUAACACCCCUAAAAAAAUUAGCAAACCCUAGCCACGCCUCAUCCCCUCCUCUUCGCCGCCGACGCAUCCGCCGCCGCCGAUCCAAGGCAAGCAUGGCAGGCAGCCAACCAGGCGAAAGCAACGGCGGUGCCACGGAUUCCAUCCUUACCGUUGCCGGACAGAUGAAGCCGUUUCCUGCGUACGCUAUUAGCCUGUUCCGCGACUACGACCUCGAGGGCGUCACGGCCGCGUUGGCCAAAGUUGUCAAUUGCUCGUACGAGGUACAGAUGGAAGCCUUCACUAAGGCUCUGGAACAGUCCAAGUAUUCUGGUGCCAUUGGAGCAUUCCCCAACGAAGGCAAGGCCAAGGACGAGGAAGAGGAUGAAGAUGAGGAGGGCGUGGUGGAUGAAGAUGAGGAGGACGUGGUGGAUGAAGAUGAAGACGACGAGGUGGAUGAAGAUGAGGAGGACCGUGAAGAUGAAGAUGAUGAGAUACUGACGCCUGCUACUGAUGGACAGUUUCAAGUCCCUUAUGAAGGCGAACGAGAGCGCAAGAAGCCAAGACUAGCAGAAGGCUUUGGGUGCCAGGCUGAGGCUGACGUUUAGUCAGUAAUGAUUUAUGUGUCCGUUGAUUGAAGCAACAAGAGGCAUUUCGACAGUGACUGCAUUGUUGUUUCCCCUGUGGAUGUCUUCAAAAAUGGGCCUCGGUUAUCAUUUGCCAUCUGUAAACAAGAUCUAUUAUAUGACUGCAUCCGUAAGAACAUGUUUCAUCCUGAAUAACAUGAUUGUCAUUCGUAUUGUUGGCAUGCUUGGUA